AUAAUUUCUGGAUGCAAGUCCUGAAUGCAAGUUGAAGCUACAAAAACAUGCUCUGGUUUAUUUGUGUAGUUUGCUUUUCAUAAAAGAAAUUAUAGCUGAGCUUUUAUAAUAGUCUUUCAGCAACUUAACUAUAUUUCAAUACUGACAUUUCUUAACAUCAAAAUCCAAUCAGGUGUUUGAGCAAAAUAAAUAAAACCCCUUACCUCUUAAGAAAUGUAGGAAAAGCAUGAUAGAGGCUUCAUGUGUUUUCUACCCAUGAGAAUGAAAAACUACCCAUGAGGACUACCUUCUUGCACUGUCCUAUGGCAUCCUGAAGCUAUCCUAAAGCUAUGAUUCGCAGUUUUGAGACAUAAGGAUUGCAGGUAUUCUAUGCUGUUGUUUCUCAGAUGUUACCCUUUCUGAACCUGCAGCCUAUAGCGCUUUAUGGUAAGGUGGCAUAUGCAAGUAACCUAUCUCCAUGUACCACUGUAAAAAAGCAGUGGGUUGGGUUGCUCUCAGGAUGGAGUGCCUUUAUGGCCUCUUAAAAGGCAGAACCCACACUCAGGAAUCCACUGGACCUUGGCUGGCACCAGACUGCAGAGGAAAGCAGCUAACGUAAAAAAGUUUUUUUAAAAAGUAAGUACAUUUAUGGGAAGAUCUGUUAUUUGUAGCAGGUGAUUGGAUUUCUACAUCAAACCAGAUGUGAUCUGUGUAUUUCUAAAGCUUUUUGUGCAUGUUUUCAUAAAUUAACUUCAUGGUUAAAGUUAAAAAAAAAAUCAGCACAGUCUAUCAAUUUGCAAGAAUGUCUCUAAGGUUCUACUAUGAAAUUUCAAUAAUGCUCCGAUAGCUGUGUACUUAUGUUACUUUUUAGGAGAUUCAGAAUAGUUCAGGUAUGCCAAGUGAUGAAUAAUGACAAUAUCAUUUUCUGAUUUCGUAUUACUGUAAAACAAAAGUUUUACAGUAAUAUGAAAUUAUUAUAAAUGUACUUCACAAUCAGAAUAACUAUAUGCUCAUGACAAAAUCCUCUUCCCACUUUCCUCCAGUCGGUGACAUUAAAAGACUGUAAAAAAUAGGUAAAAAUAUAUGUUCUGUUUCAAGAGGGGCUCUGAAAUUUAAGAAAGAGACCUGACAUUCAUAAAUCACUGCACUCAUAACAUCAGUUGAAAAAGGUUUGUGUUUUUUUUCUUUAUAUGCAUCUACACAAUAGCCCAGUAUGUGAACUGCUACAGUUUUAACAUAUGCAUCUACUUUAGUGAUAUGAGAACUCUGCUUGACUCUUUCAAUCUAACUUUGUGUCUUUGAAUUGUUAUUGUGCAUACUGACUUAGCAAGAUGUUCCUUUAAGGCUGGAGAACAAAACGAAAUAGUAAAUAAGGCCAUAGCAAAGCUGUUUGAAUAAGAAAAACAUAAUCUACAUCAAACUAAUAUCCAUAACGUUACAUGAUUAAAUACUUAAUACUUUUUCAGUUAUGAAUUUGUCAGUAUGAUGUUAUGAUUUAAAGAUUUUUCAAAUUGAUCUAAGUAUUCUAAUAAAUGUGAUAAAUGUUACAGAAAUCAGACAAUAUAGUUUAACAUAUACGUAUUUCAGUGACUUAUUCCGAUGCCUAAUGGCCAAUAUAAAAAAUUGGCAAUGCAAAAAUAGAAAUAUCUAUAAUAAAAAUUAACGUUUAAAGUAGACAAAAUAAUAGGCUAUUUCUUUUCAAUUCAGAAACUAAGUUUUAAAAAAAACAACUUUCCUCUUACUAAGUAAGUCUGUUGAUAGUUUCUUGAACAGUAAAAUAAAGACUGUGUAAGUGAACUACAGGCCAUCAUGGCCUGAAAAUAAACACUAUUUAUUUUCACAUAAUAAUGUACAUCUUAUAUUUUAUAUAUUUUAAUCUAUUCCCUAUUUAAUCUAUACUAUUGAGUAUUGAUACCAACACUCCCACCAACACUGCAUUUUCUAAAAAGACAUCCAACCAUAAACCUCCAGUUUCCACAAUGAUAAGUGAUACCCAGAACAUUUUUAGACCAUCUGGAGCACAUAAAUUAUUUUAAAGACAGUGACCAGUUUCAGAACUCAGUGAAAUUGAGUAAUGUGGUAUGUACAGAGCAAAUAACCCAGGCAUUCACUCAAAAUAAUUGAGACAAAUUGCUAUACAAAUACCACUCAGGGAAACCACAAAACAACAUAUUAAGUGAUUCAAGAGUGCAUUGUGAUUAUUCUGCAUUAACAGAGAAGUUGGUCUGAAGAUGUUUAAGAUUUGCAAAGCAAAGGAAGAGCAACUAACUGCUCCGGGGCAGGGUAAGUUAAAAAACAAGUGGAUUUUUAAAAAUGUAUUUAACUAAAUUACAUGUUUAAAACCUUGAUUAAAUCAAUAAUAGGACAGUUCAGACUACAGUUCUUUAACAGUAUGGACAUUAUCAAUGCUAUCCUGAAUCUCCUUCCUUUAUCAAAUUGUACAGAUUAUUUCUUUUUUUUAAUUAUUAUUUAAUGGCAGUGAAAAUUAAAAAGAAGUCACGGGUGCCUGGAGUUAUGAUCACUCAGUAUGUGGAAGUAUUACCAGAUGGCAUAAGCACCCCUGAUUUCACUCGGAAACCUAUCGCGCUCACAAUUCAAGAAGGAAAAAUGGCCUUUUUCAGAGCAAUAGUUACUGGUAAUCCAACACCAGUUGUGACUUGGAUGAGAAACAAUGGGGAAAUAGAUGAGGAGAGAUACAAGUUUACAUUUGAUUCCAUUUCUGGUGAACAUCAGCUACAGAUGCCUGAUGUAUGUGCAGAUCAAGCGGAUACCUACAAAUGUUAUGCCAGAAAUGAGUUUGGAAAAGCAGUUGUUACCGUUACUCUCAAUGUCAUUGAAGUUGGCUACAAGAAGAGUAAAGCGAUGAAAGAAUCCAGAACAGCAAUUCGAGAGUUACCAGAAGACUUCAAAAGGAACUUGAGAAGCACGGCGGACUUAGAGUCGAGGGAAGAGAAACAGCUAGAAAUCGAUGAACACUUUUGGGAACUGUUGUUGAGUACAGACAAGAGAGAAUAUGAGAACAUCUGUGCACAAUAUGGGGUCACUGAUUUUCGCUGGAUGCUCAAGAAGCUAAACGAGAAGAAGUUGGAGAGAGAGCAGCAGCAGGAAAAGGUUGUUGAAAAACUCUGUAACCUCAAGCCCAUUGAACUGAAACCUAAUGGUGCAGCAGAGUUUGAACUUGAGAUGUCACUGAAAGACCCCAACAGCAAAAUGUUCCUAUUCAAGGAUGGAGUUAUGAUUCCUUUUGAUGCUGACGCAGAGAUAAAACAUGGACUUAAAAGAGUAGGAAAGAAGUUUGUGUUCAGUAUAAAUGGAGUUAAUCCUGAGGAUGCAGGAUUAUAUCAACUGGAAAUUGAUGGAGUCAAGAUAUUCUCAACUGAAUUACAAAUUCCAGAUGUAGACUUUUUGGUUAAAAUUCAAGAUGUGAACGCGGAGGAAAGAGAGGAUGCUGUGUUCCAGUGUGUGCUUUCACGUCCAAUGAAAAAAAUCAGUUGGAUGGGGAAAAACAACCCAGUGGAGCAAGGAGAUAAAUAUGAUGUUACCGUAUCGGACGACAUGCUGAUUCACACUUUAGUGGUGAAAGAUUGCCUGCUACUGGACAAAGGAAUCUAUUCAGCUGUGGCUGGACUUAAAUCCUGCAGUGCCUGGCUCAUAGUAGAGGGUAACACGGAUCCAAGUAUGGUUGGAAAAAAGAAAGCUCGCAAGACAACUUGUGCAGGAGGUGGUGGAGACGAUGUUCUCAAAGUUGCUCGGGAGCAGCAGGCGAAGUUACAAAAAAAACAAGAUGAGCUGAUUGCAAAAGCAAGGGAAAAGGCAGAUGAAGAGGAGGCAGCAGCAGCAGCAGCAGCGGCAGCGGCUGCGGCAGCAGCUGAAGAACCAAAACCUGUAGAAAUCCCAGAGGUAGAUGCCACACCUAAAACUGAACCUCAACCAAAGAAACAAGCAAAUGUAAAGCCAGAAACAAAACCAGAAGUGGUAGCAGAUUCUAAACCAAUAGUUGCAGAAGAAAAAGUGAAGGAAGGAAAAACAGAAAAACCUGCGCCAGGUCCUGCAAAAGAGAAGGAGGUUGUUGUUGAAGAGAAAGAAUUUGUUCAAGAGAAAAGACAAAGACUGAGAACAGGCCCACUUGUCCCUGAAGCUGUAACUGAUCCAGGAGUUUAUUUCACUGCUGGACUCUCAGAUGUAACUGCAGUUAUAGGUAACGAUGCAGAACUGCUAUGUAAGCUAAGCUGCGAGGACUGUGAUGCAACCUGGUACAAAGAUGGAAAAGAGAUAACAGCAACAGAGGACAUUAAUAUUAUUAAAGAGGGGACUUAUCGGAAACUAGUUAUUAAAAACUGUAAAGAAGAGGAUGCUGGAAAAUAUAAAUGUGAAGCUGAUGGGCGUAAGACGGAAGCUAUGUUGAAUGUUGAAGAUCCUCCAAGAAUCAGCCUUGAUGACCUUGCUGAGUUUAUGAAACCUGUAAUAAUCAAAGCUGGAAAAGAGGCAUCCUUUAAGCUAACAUUUGUUGGACGUGAACCAAUGAAAAUCCAAUGGUACAAUGAUGGAGAAGAGCUGAUGGAGGAGAGCAAUAUUAAGAUUGAAAAGUCUUCCUCCCAUAGCCGCCUAUUGCUAACCAAGUGCCAACGCAGAACAACUGGAGAAAUUAAGAUCAAAAUUAAAAAUGAAUGUGGAACGACUGAGGCCAUCACAAAACUCAUUGUCCUAGCUAAGCCAACACCACCACAAAGCCCUGUGGAUGUCAUUGAAAGUUCUUCAUCUUGCAUUGAGUUCAAAUGGAGGCCUCCCAAAGAUAGUGGUGGUUGCCCUGUCACCAACUACAUUAUGGAGCGCCAGCAAAUUGGACGAAACAGCUGGCAAAAGUUGGGUAAGAUUGGUCCGGAGCCCAAGUACAGGGACACAGAUGUAGAUCAUGGCAGAAAAUACUGCUACCACAUCAGGGCUGAAACCGAACAAGGCAUUAGUGACAUGAUAGAGACUGAUGACAUCCAGGCUGGAACAAAGGCAUACCCUGGACCUCCAUCAACACCAAUAAUUGUCAGUGCUUUCAAGGACUGUAUAAAUCUCGCUUGGAUUGCACCGGCAAAUACGGAAGGAGCAAACAUUUUGGGUUACAAUGUGGAGAAACGCAAGAAUGGGAGUAAUCUGUGGGGCAUGGUCAACCCACCAGAUGAGCCCAUCAAAGCAAAAAAAUAUGCAGUAAAGGAUGUUGUUGAAGGUAUAGAGUACGAGUUCAGAGUGUCAUCUAUCAAUAUGUCUGGAGUUGGAGAUCCAAGUCAACCCUCAGAAUUUGUGAUUGCCAGAGAUCCAAAAAAACCUCCUGGUAAAGUUACUGACCUGAAGGUGACAGACUCUACCUACACCACCUUAUCGCUGAGCUGGACCAAACCAGUGUUGUGAAGAACCUCGUUGGUCAGGAGACUUCCAGUGUUGAAAUAAGAGUCACAGAUGAUCCUAAGCCACCAGGCCCUGUAGAACUUGAGGAAAAUGUGUCGGGAACAGUUACCAUUUCAUGGACUGCAUCUCCAGAUGAGAAGAAAGAUGACAGACUGCACUAUGUGGUCGACAAGCACGAUUCUGUUAAACACACUUGGCAUACUGUGGCUGACCAUCUCUUCAACAACAGGUUCACUGCUGUCAAUAUUAUGCCCCGAAGGCAGUACAAGUUCAGGAUCUAUGCCAAGAAUGACAUGGGGCUUUCUGCAGCGUCUGAGUCACCAAUCUGGGAAGUAAACAAAA
Xiphophorus couchianus (Monterrey platyfish) is the source of this 5718-nucleotide messenger RNA. Its product is annotated as immunoglobulin-like and fibronectin type III domain-containing protein 1. Gene Ontology annotation, cellular component: M band. The transcript is spliced from 18 exons. Gene Ontology annotation, biological process: sarcomere organization. Gene Ontology annotation, molecular function: protein binding. Bases 2452 to 5379 code for a protein of 975 amino acids. The record is from RefSeq and is a predicted model, not a curated record. Lineage: Eukaryota; Metazoa; Chordata; Actinopteri; Cyprinodontiformes; Poeciliidae.